This is a messenger RNA of Fundulus heteroclitus (mummichog), 1833 nucleotides long. It is a transcript of the gene bdh2, whose product is annotated as 3-hydroxybutyrate dehydrogenase, type 2. Gene Ontology annotation, biological process: siderophore biosynthetic process. Gene Ontology annotation, cellular component: cytoplasm. Gene Ontology annotation, molecular function: 3-hydroxybutyrate dehydrogenase activity. The record is from RefSeq and is a predicted model, not a curated record. Lineage: Eukaryota; Metazoa; Chordata; Actinopteri; Cyprinodontiformes; Fundulidae.
GACCAAGUGGAAGCUCUGGCGAAGGAACAUGACCACGUUGAUGUGCUGUUCAACGUUGCAGGGUUCGUGCACCAUGGCACCAUCUUGGACUGUGACGAAGCUGACUGGGACUUCACCAUGAAUGUGAACGUGCGAAGCAUGUACCUCAUGUGCAAGGCUUUCCUGCCUAAGAUGUUGGAAAAAAAGUCUGGAAACAUUAUUAACAUGGCUUCUGUUGCUUCAAGCAUAAAAGGUGUUGUGAAGCGCUGCGUCUACAGCACCUCCAAAGCUGCUGUGAUUGGCCUCACCAAAUCCAUAGCUGCCGAUUUCAUCGAGCAAGGCAUUCGGUGCAACUGUGUUUGUCCUGGGACUGUUGAUACACCAUCCUUGAGGGCUAGGAUCCAGGCCCAGCCUGACCCAGAACAAGCUUACAAGGAUUUUAUGGCCCGACAGAAAACAGGCAGGAUGUGCACUGCUGAAGAGGUGGGACACCUCUGCGUGUACCUGGCUUCAGACGAGUCAGCCUAUGUCACUGGAACGGAACACAUCAUUGAUGGAGGAUGGAGACUGUGAAGGGCCUGUCACCUUCUCUUAGUGAUAAUCCAGUAAAUUGAGGAAAGCUUCAAAUCAAAAUUAAGAAGUCUGGAUAAUUAGAAAAAUAUUUUGUAAUUGUGCAUGUCUAAGCCCUGAAUGUCUGUCCUCACUGUUAAACAUCGCAAAUGUAGCCUUGCAAAACUAGUCAUCCUUCUGGAACCUUUUCCCUUUUUGAUGCUGAUCACAAGCUCUAAUAUAUUUUUUACACAAAGGUUCAUAACUGUGAAAGGAUAUAUGGUUUUUACUGCAAAGCUUUUCGAGAUUGUCUGUCUGCUUCAGCUCUGCGCAUGUGGAGGCUGAAAUUUCUACCCCUGAUUUUUUUUUUUACCCAAAACAUUUCUUUGUAGCUAUUGCUGUUCAUCUCCAUCCAUCUGCCAAAUAACUGAGUAGUUGGCCUGUCCAUGUUGAGGAAAAGCCUUCUCACAGCAUGAUGCUGCCACCACCGUGUUUAACUGUGGCUGUCGGUUUUCCUCCAAACACUGUUUUGCAUGUAGGAUAAAAAGUUCAAUCAUCUCACCAGAGGACCUUUAAAGAUUUUCAGAAAAGAUAGAUUUGUGAAGUGCACAACUAAUUGUUGUCUUCUUGAUGGAUUCUUCCAUCUGAGCUGUGGGUCUCUGCAGCUCCUCCAGAGUUACGAUGGAACUCUUGGUUGCUUCUGUAAUUAAUGCUCUUGCCUAGUUUUGGUACGGUUUCUGUAAUAAACAAAUUCAAUAACAAUUGCUAACAAACUUUCCAGCUUUGGGUGAUGGAGUGAAAUGUAUUUGAGAUUUUCAAAGUUUGAUUUCUAGUAUUAUAAUCUAAUCCUGCUUUAAACCUUUCCCAAACUUUGAUUUCUGACCUGUCUGUUGUGUUCCCUGGUCUUCGUGGGGCUGUUUGGUCAUGAAUGUUCUUUCUAGAGACUAAUCUACCCUGGUGUUGUAGUCGCAUUUAUUUUCAUUUAGGGGUAUCAUCAGAGCGAAAACUGUUGGAAACACAUGGCAAACCUUUCAGAUAUUUAUUUGUAUUAUUUUUUUAAAAAAUAUACAUUCCAUACUACCACUAAACAAAAUCUUCUGUCACAUACAAUUCUUAUAAGAUAGUUUGCUGUACUGUAAUAUUUAAUAAAAAAAAAACGAUGAAUCUGAAGCAUUUAGUAAAUAAGCAUUAUCAAGUUACAGGAGUUAUUGGAGCGCUCUUUUGGUUUCAUUGUAAAGCAACUGUUAUGUAAAAACAAUAAUAAUAAACUAAACUCUGAAAUGGGUAUUAAAUUAAAAAAAAAAA